Xylona heveae TC161 is the source of this 2037-nucleotide messenger RNA. RefSeq lists its product as hypothetical. The transcript has a single exon. The record is from RefSeq and is a predicted model, not a curated record. Lineage: Eukaryota; Fungi; Ascomycota; Xylonomycetes; Xylonales; Xylonaceae. The coding region runs from base 1 to 2037 and encodes 678 amino acids.
AUGGCUCUUCGCCAACCAACCCGCGCUCCUCUUCGCCAUGUCCCGGUCAGUACUGCUCCGCAGCCGACAGAGUCUGCGGCCAUCGCGCCCGAUCCUCAGCAGCAGAGGCUUCUCGAUACGCAAGAAUGGGUCGUGUUUUCUCCAUCUCUUGCACCGUCAGAGCGAACCGCCACCGUCUUAUCGGAUCAGACCCACCCGACUGGUGUUCAUUCGCGCUUGAGUGAUUUUGGCUCUCUAGGAGCAACAGCCCAGUCGGAAGAAGGAAUUGAGAACGAUAUCUCUUCCGUGGCUGUUGAAUCCGAAGUGGGAGGCGCUAUAGGAGAGCUAGAAGAUGAACAAGAUGCCGACGACCUCGAUAGCUUGGACGAUGGACUGCAUGACUUUCGGGAGCCAUCCGUGUAUCGCUCGCCGUCACACAGGCUGGGAGAUGGCGGCGAUACUGUACUACCCACUCAUGAUGGUUUGGGAAUGUUUCCCGCCAGUGGGCCCGCGGUUCAAGCACAGCUUUGGCGGUUUGAGCAAUCGAAUACAAACGCGCCCUUUGCCCGCCAAAGGCGAGCGUCUAGUGUACAGCGACGGUUGGAUGCGGCUGAGGAAGAAUCAGAGGCAGCUGCGCGGAUCAAGGAAAAGACGGAGCGCAUUGAACGGUGGCGAUUAGAACAGAGCAUGGCGCUGCUCGAGGAGAUUGAAAAGGAAACCAGACGAAGACGGAGAAGAAGGCUGAGCAGGGCAAGCGAAGGACAACAAAGGGUGCCAAGUGCAAGUCUGGCCGCCGAAGAGAGCGACAUGCUCGAAACUGAUGAUUUGCACGCUGACCUGGGUGAUGCUCGGGACGACUCGGAGGACUCCUCUGAAGAGGAAUCGCUAUGGCAACGCAUUACUCGGCAUUUCCUUCGUGAUCUCAUGAGAAUUGACGAGAAUAUACUGAGCGUGAUUUUCGGCGAAGAGCUGCCAGCAGAAGCUAGAGAAUCAGACUCUUCAUCAGCGGACAUUCAUACGGAAAUGCAAAAGAUAUUACAAGAAGAAGGGCCAGCCUCGGAGUCAUCAGCUCUCUGGGAAGAGCGAUUACUUGCCCGUAUUGCUCGGGAACUGGGGCUGCUUGUUCACCAGCUCUCGGAUCACCCAGGUGCAUUUUCAACCUAUCUGCGAACACACCAGGCUCCAUCGUAUGCUGGUCUCACGCAGGACGCUGAAUAUCAAGACCAACAUCAGGAAUCAUCCAUUCCAGCGAGCCAGGCGUCAGUGGCUACUCUGGAACCCGCAGCCUCCUCUACCAAAGACCCCCAAUUCACUCCAACACUCCAGCAGCAGCCGCAGCCGCCACAUACAUCUUACGCCUCACGAUGGGGAAUUGACGAUGACGACUACGAGUCCCUACUCGACCACCGUUCCACCUCGGAGCUCAUGGUUGACGAGAAUGAAAACGAAGCGCAUCAGCUCCAGCAGGAGCGCGAAUACUGGGAGCGUGACCUCGAUAUCAAAAUGGUCUUUUCCUUUCUCCGGAACCGCUUCUCCAAAUCUCCUCGCCCAGCAUCAGCCGCCGGAGAACAACCCCCUCUAGACUCUUCUGUACCGACUGCCCGCCGAUCUGGCCGACCUACAUUUACGUCCCCUCCUAUGAACCCCUCUGCCACUGCUUCCAACCCUAGGUCUCGUCCUCCUUUCCGCGGAGCAGCGUCUUCCUCUUCUCCUCCUAAUGCCCAUGUUUCCUCAGCGGCUGCUCGUCGAGCCGCCAUGAUCCGACAGCAGCACCCGCUCGUCUCGUUACGCAACGCCCAACACCAUCACCAUCAUCAUCACCAUCUUCACCACUCUGAAGCCAGUCUUGCCGGCUUACGACGAUCGGUCGCCACUUCACGCCUCCCGCUCUCUCACCACCAGCUCAAGCGUCGCGGGAGCGGCAGCUGCGCGAGCCAAAGUACCAAAGCCUCGCGUACGGCUAAGAGCGGCAGUAGUCGCAAUUACUGGGACCUCGGAGGCAGCGUCGGCAGCGGCAGCCUCACCACUGGCGGACUCGGUGCCUGGGGGGAGGUCUAA